Molecule: messenger RNA, 1619 nt
Organism: Lucilia sericata (common green bottle fly)
Lineage: Eukaryota; Metazoa; Arthropoda; Insecta; Diptera; Calliphoridae
Product: UDP-glucosyltransferase 2-like
Exons: 2
Coding region: 42-1619 (525 amino acids)
Molecular function (GO): UDP-glycosyltransferase activity
Source: RefSeq, a predicted model, not a curated record
AGAAAACUUUCAUUAGCGCUUCAGCGAUUAAAGGCCAUAGAAUGUUUAAAUUGAAUUCAAUUAUAAAUUUAUUAAUUGUAUUAUAUCUAUGGCAAACACCUAAACAACUGGAAGCAGGAAGAAUUCUGGGCAUUUUUGCUCUACCACAACCGGCCAAAUAUACAGUGACAACAUCUUUGGUAAAUGCCCUACAUGACAGAGGUCAUGAAAUAACGUUAAUUAUAAGAAGUACCAAUCAGCUGCAUGUUUAUGCUAAUAUACGAAAAAUAGUUAUAGAAGAUCAGGAGCAAAUUGCAAAAGAGUUUUCUACAUUUUCUAGUGAAAAUGUAGAUCAAAAUCUUUUCACCAAAAUGCAGACUAUUUUUGGUAAAGGAGCGCGAAUAAACUCAAAUAUUUUCAAUAAUCCUGAAGUUCGAGAGAUAAUGAAAAACGAAAAAUUUGAUAUGAUAAUGCUGGAUACGUUUAUGACUGAGGCUUUAUAUGGUUUGGGAGAAUAUUUUAAUGCCUCAAUGGUGGGUAUUUCCAAUUUUGGAUCUCUAACCUCGUUGGAUACAAUGGUGGGCAAUGUCUCACCUCUAUCGUUUAUACCUUCAAUAUUUAUACAACAUACAUUCGAGGUGACAUUUUGGCAGCGUUGCUUAAAUGUUGCCUUAUAUGUGGUUGAUAUAAUGACAUAUGAAUUUAUACAUAUGCCGCUGCAGCGUACAAUUUAUGAAGAUAUAUUUCCUAAUGCUACUCUCACAUUUGAUCAGGCUUGUCGUAACUUUGCUUUAGUUUUACUGAAUCAACAUUUUUCUUUAAGUUUUCCUCGUCCCUAUGUACCCAAUAUGAUCGAGGUGGCAGGUUUGCAUAUUAAGGAAGAAUUGGAUCGACUGCCCACAAGUGUUCAACAAUUUUUAGACAAUUCUCCUCAAGGUGUUAUCUAUUUUUAUUUGGGUGUUAGUGAGGAAGCAUUUAACUUAAAUCCCAAUAACUCUUUAAUGGUUUUACAAACGUUAAAGGAUUUAAAUUAUAAUAUUAUUUGGAACAUGGACUAUAUGCCCGUGAAAGCCCGGAAAUUUAGCAAUAUUUUACAAGUCCAUAAUGUUUCGCAUUACUCAAUAUUGGCUCACGCUCAUGUUAAACUAUUUAUAACCAAUGGUGAGUUGCUCAGCGUUAUAGAUGCCGUUUAUUAUGCCAAACCUAUUUUAGGUCUACCCAUGUUUUCCGAUCAACAUAUAAAUAUUUAUAUGGCCAUUAAAAACGGCUAUGGUCUCGGUUUAAACCUAAAGCAACUCCAUGAAUCUAAAUUGAAACAAACUAUUUUAGAACUUCUAAAUAAUUCACGUUAUACCAAGAAUAUCAAAGAAUUAUCCGAUGUUUUCCAUGAUCAACCUAUGAAACCUUUAGACAAAUCUAUUUAUUGGUUAGAAUAUGUCUUAAGACGCAAAGGUGCUAAACACUUGCGUGUCAAAGGUCGUUUUUUGAAUUUUUGGCAAUUUUAUAAUAUUGAUGUUUUCUUAGCAUUCUUAUUCGUAUUCGCUUUAAUUGUAUUUAUGAUUUGGUUUAUAAUGAAAUAUAUACAUUUGUUGUUACAUAGAAGUAAACAGAAUUUACAGACAAAAUUUAAAAGAAAUUGA